AUGGAAGGUCAGUAUGAAAGUUCAUCCCCACAACCUCAACAUCAGGUAAAUGAGAGUACACCAGCUUUACCAAAUGGAAAAAAAACUAAAGGUCGGGUAAAGAUAAAAAUGGAAUACAUUGGCAAUAAAUUACGAAGGUAUACAACAUUUAGUAAGAGGAAAACUGGCAUUAUGAAGAAAGCUUAUGAGUUAUCUACGUUGACAGGCACGCAAGUAAUGUUAUUGGUAGCUUCUGAAACAGGUCACGUUUACACUUUUGCAACUAAAAAAUUACGGCCGAUGAUCUCCUCCGAAGCUGGAAAAACACUCAUCAGGAAUUGCCUUAAUACUCCGGAUAUUGAUGAUUCUGUUGAUGCACUUGGGGCGCGACAAGAAUUCACAUUCGAACCGCAGUCAAGUAUUUCGAGAAAACGAAAAUUGAAUGAGGUUUGA
Messenger RNA from Thelazia callipaeda (thelaziosis nematode), 432 nucleotides. The record is from the annotation of a GenBank genome assembly. Lineage: Eukaryota; Metazoa; Nematoda; Chromadorea; Rhabditida; Thelaziidae.